Messenger RNA from Rotaria sp. Silwood2, 552 nucleotides. The record is from the annotation of a GenBank genome assembly. NCBI's taxonomy places the organism in Eukaryota, Metazoa, Rotifera, Eurotatoria, Philodinida, Philodinidae.
AUGUGCACGGAAGAUGAUCGAGUUCCAUGUCAAUUCAAGAACUUACAAUUAAAUCCGAAAGCAGCUCGUACAAUUUAUAAUAAUAUAAAUGCUAAAUUAGCAUUGACAAAAAAAAUUCGAACAAUUCCAUUAGAACAAUCUGACAUCGAGCAAACAAGCAGUUACGAUCGUAAAUUAGCAUAUUUUAUACGGUUUCAUUUGCCUGAUAUUUUGACAAGUGAUCAUCGUCAAAUUUGGUUUAAUAUUCAGACAAAAGCCCUUGAUGAUAUUGAAGAUCGUAGUCAAGUUUUGAAAGAAAUUUCUGAUGAGAUUCGUGUGGUUUAUAGUUUUGGAACCAUGCUCUCAUGUGAUACUUUUAUUGGACAUACAAAUGAACGAAGUAUUGCUAAUAUCUUCGUCGAAAACUUUCCUAAAGCAAUUAAAUUAGAAACAACAACAUGCUUUCUAGCAAUUAAAUUCAAAUUAUUUUCAUGCUUAAAUCAUCACCGAUCAUCGAAAAAAAAGAAGGAGAAAAAACAUGUCUUAGAUUUAUUCCCAAAUUCAUUACUGUGA